Danio aesculapii is the source of this 4028-nucleotide messenger RNA. It is a transcript of the gene radil2a, whose product is annotated as Ras association and DIL domains 2a. Lineage: Eukaryota; Metazoa; Chordata; Actinopteri; Cypriniformes; Danionidae. The coding region runs from base 371 to 3805 and encodes 1144 amino acids. The transcript is spliced from 16 exons. Gene Ontology annotation, cellular component: microtubule. Gene Ontology annotation, molecular function: GTPase binding. The record is from RefSeq and is a predicted model, not a curated record. Gene Ontology annotation, biological process: neural crest cell migration; signal transduction; substrate adhesion-dependent cell spreading.
ACACAUACACAUAUACAGCCACACACGGGACAGUAAAGGAGUCAACAGUGGACGAAACACCAACAUUAGACAGAGGAUUUUACCGUACGGGAUUAUAAUCGGUAUUAACGCGCGAGGACGAAUAAACGAAGACCUCCGGAUAAUAAUCCAACACUUGUUCAAUACGGAUAACAGUGUUUUACCUCAGUUUACCAUGGGAUAUAAUUACGAAAGCGGCAAUACUGGUGAUUUUUAGCAUGUUUUGGUGGCUUGACCAGAGUCACGGACACUUUCAGCAUGUGUUGCUCUGUCACGAGCUGUUUUGACAGCACCCAGACUGUCAUAUAGCUGUGAGUUAUAUAUAUCAUAUCAUAUUUUUGUCCACGUAAAAAUGAUUUCGGAGGAAAGGAGCAAUCACAUCUCCAAACAGGCUCUGGGCUUUCCUGUCGGACUGCUGAUCCGCUCGCCCAAGAGAAAACUAGCGAUGCUGGGCAGAAAGGCGAGCAAUGGAUCUCUGCAGUCGAGCACAUCUGACAGCACGUCUCAGUCUGUGGAGAGCACAGGAGUCCGGCAGCCGGCCCGCAGUAAAAUACGCCGUCACAACAACCGGCUGACCACCGUCUUCAACCGAAGCCCCGUCCUGCAGAGCGGCCGGCAGCGGCAGGAUGCCCGGAGCCUGGACCUGCAGACGGAGGAGGACGACCCUGCAGAGCUGUCCAGCCAGAGGACCGUCCCGGGCAUCCUCAAGAUAUUCGGCAGUGACAUCUGCCAGGGGACCAACUAUAAGAGUGUGCUGGCCACCAGCAACUCCAGUGCCAACCAGCUGGUCAAAGAGGCUCUGGAGAGGUACUGCUUGGAAAAGGAAGACCCCAGCGCUUAUGUGCUGUGCGAUGUGAUUGGACGAACUGGAUCUGAUCACGAAUGGAAGACUGAGUGCUUUCGAGUUGUCGGUGAUUACGAAAAGCCGCUCAUGUUGCAGUCACUCUGGAAACCAAAGGAGGGAUUCUCCAGAAGGUUCGAGAUCCAGAAGAGAGCAACUGUAGAGGCGCAAAGUGCCAAGGAGACAGACACCAUCACUGCAGGCCUCAAUGCCCAGGCCCGAAAGCUGCAGCAUGCCCGUUCACGGGUCACCUCGCUCUUUGUGGAUGGGACGCACGAGGGAGUGGACGCCCUGGGUAUCUGGAGGAGCUUAAGCGACAUGGACGUCUCCACUAUGGGGAAAGAAGCCAGCGUGAGCCGUCCUGCAGCCCCGCGGGAUGAUCCCGAAGCAGAGGCCGAUAAAGAGGUGCAGCGUCUCAAUGCAGAGAAAGAGGAGACGGAAAGCAGCGAUGACAACCACACGCAGUACUCCAUCCACCUGCCCUUUGAUUUCCCAUAUUUCCUCCUCCUGCAAGGAUACAGCCACAGACAGGACUUUCUGAUCUAUCUGAUGAGCGGGAACACAUGUGUGUUUGGCAGCGCCUCUGAAUCCUCCACCGGAGUGAAUCAGGAGUCACUGAAGGUGGACGUUUUACUCUUCGCUCCUGAUGUUUCACCUCAGCACUGCUGCAUUCAGCGACAGGAUGCCACCGCUGACCAAACUAAGAUGCAAACCAAACUCAGACCACUGCACAGUGCACAUGUUACGCACAACGGCGUCCCGCUCCAGGACGAAAUCGAGUUGUGUCCAGGCGACCUUAUAGGCCUCGGUCAGCACUAUCUCUUCAUGUUCAAAGACCCGACGGCCACAGGAGCCUUUCAGACUCCGUCCUGGAUGGCUACGUUGUGCCCCCCAGCAACGACGUCUCCCUGUAAACUGUGUGGGACAUCGGUCAGGAGGAGGAGGACUCAAAAAAUGGCCGCUCGCUGGAGGGAUUCUGAUGGUAGGGUGGUUUCGCUGUCCUAUCAAAUGGAGCAGGAGGAUCAGGUGUUGGAGAAGAUCAUCAGUAUGGUGGAUGCAGGAGGAGAAGAUCCCAAACUGACCGCAGCCUUUCUGCUGUGUCUGUGCAUCCAACAAUCUGCAACUGACUUUGAGCUGCUUCACCUGCGGAGACUGCUGCUCUCCAUUGCCAAUCACAUUCAGCUCGACAUGUGGGAACGAACAAAGGAACUUGCAGCUCUGCAUCCAGACACUAACUCCAUUGAUGGGACGGUGGAGCAGCCUGUGCUGAACAUGAAGGAUCUGAUCCCAGGCCUGCAGCCGCUGGUACUGUGGAUGUCCAACUCCAUUGAGCUUCUGCACUUCAUACAACACGAGGUUCCUCUGCUCUUAACAUGGAGACAGCAGGACAGACAGGAAAAGGACAAAGAAUGGCUGGAUGGUCAGAUCCAGUGCACUCGAGCUGCCAGUGAGGAGGCCAUGACGGUCCUGGAGGAGGUCAUCAUGUUCACCUUCCAGCAGUGCGUCUACUAUCUCACCAAAAUUCUGUAUGCAGUGUUGUCUGGGCUGCUGGAUAGUAACCCUUUCUCUGAGAGCGGUCAGCUGCGCAUGCCCGCAGGAGUCAGCCAGAUCCUGGACGUCCUGAAGGAGGCCCUGAAUCUGCUCAACACUUUCCAGGUGCAUCGAGAGAUCACGUCUCAACUGCUGACCUAUCUGUUUUUCUUCACCAACGCCUCGCUCUUCAACACACUGAUGGAGAGAGGGUCUGGAGGUGGCUUCUACCAGUGGUCCAGAGGAGUGCAGAUCCGAGCCAACCUGGACUUGCUGAUGGACUGGAUUCAGAGCAUUGGUCUGGGAGAUUUGGCUGCUGAGUUCUUCCAGAAGCUCUCUUCAGCUGUGAACCUGCUGGCAACGCCCAAAGAGACUCUACUCCAGGCCUCGUGGUCCACCCUGAGAGCUGAGUUUGUUCAUCUGAACCCUGCGCAGCUUCAUCAUAUGCUGAGAGAGUACAACACAUCUCGCACAUGUCCUCCAUGCUGGACUCCGUCUCCAGAGGACGCGACGGCGGCCCUCCAUACCUCUAAUAUCCUGGAAAGCUUCGACAACCAUCCUCCUCUGAUCCUGCCCAGCAACAUCUUUCAUCUGGAGCUGGGAAAACCCAUCACAGAGCCAGGGCUAUUCACUCCCCUCCAGCGUCUGCAGGAGUUUAUCCAGACCCCGCUGGACCGCAAGACACAGCCUGACCAUCAGCCUGCACUGGACUCAUCCAGUAACCUGUCUGAAGAGUCGACAUCUGAGUCAGUCAUCAUCCCGAAUCCCGAAGCAAACCAUCAGCAUCACGUCUCGACGACGCCUCCUCAGUUUCGGGGCUCUCACAGUAACCUGAGCUCCUGUGAGGCCGUCCUGACCCAGAAACUCAAGUCCCUGGAGCUCCAGAACUGCUUGUCUGGGAACGCAGACCUGGUCUUCCACAAGAGCCUGGCCCUGGACCCGUCCUGCCUGCUCACGCCCCCUAACACCCCGCAGAACAUGGACCAGGCCGAGCUAGAAGCCAGUCUGCAAGAUGGGGCACAGCAGAGCAUACGCCAGCACCACAGAGUAGAGAAUGGCCUCUCAGGAAACACAGACCAAAGAAAAGACGAGGAUGAGGAUGACAGAGAUGAAGUCUUCACUGUGGAGCUGAAGAAAGGCCCUCAUGGUCUCGGGCUGGCUUUGGUGGAUGGACUGAAAACUGCUCUGCGGGUGAAUGGGGUCUAUGUGAAGUCAGUGGUGCCCGAUUCUCCAGCGGCUCAGAGCCAGGGCCUGAGAACAGGAGAUCGGAUUCUCGCCGUCAACGGAGUCAGUCUGGUGGGAAUGGACUACCACAGUGGACGAGAGCUCAUCCGCACAUCAGGAGAUUCACUCCGCUUACUGGUGGCCAAAACUGAGUCCAUGAGCAGCGCCAGGAGCUGCAUCACCAGAUGCUGAGAAACCACACCAUUCACCAGGAUGAUUCACUGAUUCAACUGGAUGAGUCACUGAUUCAACUGGACGAUUCACUUAUUGACCUGAACAAUUCACUGAUUCACCAGGACCAUUCACUGAUUCAGCUAGACCAUUCAUCGAUUCACCUGGACCAUUCACUGAUUCACCUGAAUAAUUCACUGAUUCACCUGGACCAUUCACUAAUUCAGCUGGAUGAUUCAUUAAU